Molecule: messenger RNA, 1854 nt
Organism: Lichtheimia ornata
Lineage: Eukaryota; Fungi; Mucoromycota; Mucoromycetes; Mucorales; Lichtheimiaceae
Exons: 5
Coding region: 1-1854 (617 amino acids)
Biological process (GO): siderophore biosynthetic process
Source: RefSeq, a predicted model, not a curated record
AUGGUUUCAUCACAUUCUGCAGAAAAGAAUAGACAUUAUGGCAAAUUCGCUACCACCUCUCGCCUCAUCUCGUGUAUGGUGACCGAAGGCUUGGUUACGGCUCAUUUUGUUCCUUACACCUCCUCUUCCUCGUCCAUUGUUGGCUUAUGCUUGAUUCUUCGCAAAAACAAAGAACUCCUUGUCGCCGUUCCUUUACGUGGGUUGCCUGAAUUGGAUGCUGAAGAAACAACCGAGCUGAAUGGUAUCCAAUGUCCCAAGAUUGAGCUGGUGGAUCCUUGGGAUAUGCUUCCUUACAUUUACGCACCCAAGACACAAGGACGACAAGGCACUGCUCCUUCUUCAUGGAUGACGGAUGCCAUGAGUGUGUUGGCAACGGUGACCGAGAUAUUCAAGCAUGUGAACGUCCACGUGGAUACCCUGGUUGAUGAUUACGAUGCUGUGGAGUUGUGGAACCAUUUUGCACAGGAUUAUGGUGUUGACAACAAAGAGCUUAUCCAAGUCCUCAGCGAUGAGUUGGCAAGUUCAAUGAACCAUCAGACCUACACUUAUGAUCACCCCAAGCCUUUACCUGAUUUGGCGUCGACGGCUAUUCAUUGGGAACAGUCGAUUGUUGAAGGACAUGCUACGCAUCCAAUGCAUAAAGCAAGAUUAAGCUAUCCACCUUUGCCAUCUGUGGAGCCUGGUCAGGUGAACCUUGAGCAUCCCUCGCUUCGUUUGGUAUCCAUCCCCUCCUCCUCGGUCAAAUUACGUGGUGAUUUUGAAGACUUGAUUCGUCCUAUGGUGGAUGCUAUGCUUGCCAAAACGGGUGCAUCACGUUCGCAAUAUGAUGUGCUUGUCCCUGUUCACGAAUUCCAAAUCCCCAAUAUCCAACAGCGUUUCGAGAAUGUGGCCGUCUUACCGGCAGAGAACAAUGCACCGGCAGAAGCAUUAACAUCCAUUCGAUCCGUGGCCGUUCCAGGAUUGCUCCAAAACUUAUCACUCAAGCUAUGCAUUGGCAUCAAGGUUUCCUCGGCAUUGCGUAUCGUUUCUCCCUUUAGUACCCAUUUUGGUCCUGGCUUCUCUGCCAAUGUGGUCCCACGCCUUUCGUACGAUCGUAAUGUGCUUACAAUCCAACGAGAAAUGGCAAGUGCUAUUUAUCGUCACGAUGAUCCACACAUGGCCAAGCAUUGCAGUUGUGUCGUACGUGAAGCACCUGAAUCGGAUGAGGACAUUGAUAUUGUUGCUGCUGCCCUUGUUGAAAAGAUACAAAAGCCUGAUACCGAUGAAACACUCGUCAAACAUGUAUGGAAAUUGGAUACAGAGGAAAAACGAGUUGCAUUCAUGGAUAGAUAUAUUCAAACAGCCUUGCAAGCAUUUGUACCACCAUUAAUCAACAAUGGUGUUGCAUUUGAGGCACAUGGUCAAAACACAAUGGUGCGUUUCAAUCGUAAGACUGGUGAACUUAAAGGAUUUGUCAUUCGGGACUUUGGUGGCAUCAAGGCACACAAUGAAACUCUAAAGAGGACAUGUGGUGUUGAGCUGGAUGUGUUGCCCGAUAGUACAGUGGUUGCUGAGACAAUGGAAGAAUGCUACAAGCUGCUAUACCAUACCUUAUUCCAUUCCCAGUUCCACCGGUUGAUUCGUGUUCUCGACCUUCAUCACAAUGGCCGCGGAUGGGAGCUAGUACGCAAGCGAUUUAAGGAAGCCGUACCUGAGGAUAAUCCUAUGUAUAAGUACUUUAUGGAACAAAGUAAGGUGCCCGGCAAGUGUUUGAUGAGGAUGAAGCUUAAUGAACUUUAUCGUGAUUACAUCUAUGAGCCCUUGCCAAACAUGAUCCUGAGCCAUCCUCAAAAGAUUAGUAGUAGCAUGCCAUAA